This is a messenger RNA of Heterostelium album PN500, 351 nucleotides long. RefSeq lists its product as uncharacterized. The coding region runs from base 1 to 351 and encodes 116 amino acids. Lineage: Eukaryota; Evosea; Eumycetozoa; Acytosteliales; Acytosteliaceae. The record is from RefSeq and is a predicted model, not a curated record. The transcript has a single exon.
AUGGAUACGGCACAAGCAAUUCAAACAAUGAAUGAUAUAAUUAGACCUGCUAAUGAUCAUCUAAUGGAUUUAACACUUUUCUAUAAGCAUCGAAUCAUAUCAAGAGACACCUACAUCCAACAUUGUACAAUACUAUUUAAUGAACAUAUAGCAAACUAUUUAUUGUCAGCAGCCGAUACAAGAAUACAAAACCCAAAACCACUACCAAAGCAAUACAAUAUCAACGAACUUCUUUCUGUUACCGAACAUUUACAAUCUAUUAAACAUUCAUACAUGCCAUAUCUAUUUAGAAAUCCAAAUAUCUAUCCUCAACCAAAUAAUAAUAAUAAUCAUCAACAACAGAUAAUAUAA